Xenia sp. Carnegie-2017 is the source of this 693-nucleotide messenger RNA. RefSeq lists its product as uncharacterized. Bases 45 to 545 code for a protein of 166 amino acids. The record is from RefSeq and is a predicted model, not a curated record. The transcript has 5 exons. NCBI's taxonomy places the organism in Eukaryota, Metazoa, Cnidaria, Anthozoa, Malacalcyonacea, Xeniidae.
GUUAAUGGUAAUAGCCGAUCCUCGUGACAUUUGCCAUACACAAAAUGGAGGAAAAUUCUGAGCCUUUUUAUGGAGAAGAUGGGAGUCCUUUAAAGAAAAUGUUUCUAAGGAUUUGGUUUGGAGUAACUUUUCUUGCUGUGGUGGUUGCCUUUAUUCUGGGUUUAGUAAAGGCAAAAGAUGACGCUGUCAUGUAUCUCGUGGUUGUAAAUUUACUAGUUAGUGGAGUAAUUGGUGCCAUUAUUGUGAGUGAAUUUUUUUCAUCCAUUGAAUGUUUUGUGUUCAUUUUUACUUCAUCAGAAAUAAAUUUUAUUUUUCAGGCAUGGUGGUUUCAUAAGGGAAGCAUUAAAUCCAAAAGUUUGAUGUUUGUACUGUUUGUGGGAGUAUGUAUUGUAUUUCAAGCAAUUGUGUCAGACAUCUAUCUUUACCAUAAUCCGAAUUCCUCAAAUGAUGGUCAUUCAAAUCCUGCUAAAUCCAAUUCAACAAUAACUAUUAGUAGCCACAUGAUUUCUUCCAGCUCAGUAAAUAUAUCAUUACAUGAAAUAUAAAUUAAUCGAUAACAAUAAACAAUACUAAAUGUUAUUGAUAAUAAGAAAAGCCUGUCAACAUAUGGUUUACAUUAUUGACAAUACAUUAUAUAUGAAGAAAUUAAUUUAAUGAUUGUAAAGAAACCAAUAAAAAUUGUUGUGCAAUUUA